AUGCCACGAGGCAGGCCAUCAGGCUCCAAGAAUAAGCCCAAGACCACUUCCCUCCUAGUGGCCCAACCCGUUGAGCCCUCCAUGAAGCUUGUCAUCAUCAACGUUGACCGAGGUAAGGACAUCAUGCAAACUAUUCUUAAUGUCGCUCACCAGGGUUGCGUCAGCCUCACUGUCCUCAGCGCCUCUGGCACAGUCACUAGUGUGACUCUUUGCAACUCACCCAACGAUGGCGGUGGUGCCCUCAUGCUCCAUGGGCCUUUCACCUUACUCUCCAUCAAUGGCUCAUACUUCUACAACAACAACCAAUACAAUCUUCACUCUGGAGCAACCCGUUCCCCUCCUGUAUCCUUCGGGAUCCACCUCUCCACCUCUAAGGGCAAGAUCCUUGGCGGUGCAAUUGGCGGCAAUGUCAUCGCCGGUGACGAUGUCAGCAUCACACUCUCCACCUUCAGCCACCCUGAGAUUUACAUGUACGUUCCUAAGGAUGAGGAAGAAGACAAUGAUGAAAAAAAACAAUAA
Molecule: messenger RNA, 519 nt
Organism: Glycine soja
Lineage: Eukaryota; Viridiplantae; Streptophyta; Magnoliopsida; Fabales; Fabaceae
Product: AT-hook motif nuclear-localized protein 17-like
Exons: 1
Coding region: 1-519 (172 amino acids)
Cellular component (GO): nucleus
Molecular function (GO): minor groove of adenine-thymine-rich DNA binding; DNA-binding transcription factor activity
Source: RefSeq, a predicted model, not a curated record